This is a messenger RNA of Mytilus trossulus (common blue mussel), 2190 nucleotides long. RefSeq lists its product as uncharacterized. Bases 1 to 2190 code for a protein of 729 amino acids. The transcript has a single exon. Gene Ontology annotation, molecular function: protein binding. The record is from RefSeq and is a predicted model, not a curated record. NCBI's taxonomy places the organism in Eukaryota, Metazoa, Mollusca, Bivalvia, Mytilida, Mytilidae.
AUGCAGCCCUUUUUUGUCGAGAUCAGCGGCUACAAACAAAUCAAAUAUUUGCUUAGAAAGAAAAAUUUCAUUGUAAUAAAAGGAAAUCCCGGUGACGGCAAGACAACAAUUGCAGUUCAUGCAAUGUUUGAGUUGAUGAAAAUCGGAAAGCAACCUCUACAGCUUUACAGUUACAGAGAUUUUGAUGAAUGCGUUUCGCCAAAUCAAAAUCUUGCUAUUUUUAUCGAUAAUUUGUUUGGAGAGUUUUUCGUUUCAAAGGAUGACGUAGCACAAUGGUCUAGUCGAUCUAAAGCUCUUGAGGCUGCUGUGUGUGAAGGUCAUCGUAGGAACUACAUAAUAAUCGCAAUUCGUAAUGAUAUUUACCAGGAAUGCAGAAAGUUAUUGAAAUAUAACGAUUUUCUUGGAUCAAACAUGGUCGACAUUUCCUAUGGUUGCACAUUUGGACUAAGUUCCGAAGAUAUGAGAAAACUUUUUACGAAUUACACAAACUGUUCUAUUCCGGAACAUAGUUUUUUUGACAAUAUUCCAAAGCUUGGUUUUCCACAAUGCUGUCGUUUAUAUAGGGACACAAAAGAACUACAACAAAAUGGACUUCGAUUUUUCAAUAAUCCACUGGAAUUUUUGAUAGAACAAAUUGAAUUAAGAUUAAAUGGAUGUGAUAUGAAAAUGGCAGUUUUAGUUUGCAUUCUGUUGUAUGGUGGAUCCGUAAAGAGCAGUACUCUAUAUGACAACUCCUUGGAUACAGAGUUAAAAAGAACUUCGAUGAAAAUAUGCUCAGUUAAAAACAAUCUUAUAAAGUUUCAAACAGCAAUUUCCAAUAUCUCUUUCACAAAAACAGUGCAAGAACUAGAUGAGAAAGUUUUAACAUUUUCACACAGUUCCGUAAAAAAUGCUAUAUUCAGUGUAAUUGGGAAGCGUAGUCCACAUGAAUUGUUAAACCAUUGUAACUUUAGAUUACUUUCCAUGAUAACUACAUCAAGAUGUCGCAAUCAAGAGAUAGAUAGUUUAGAAAUUCCAGAUAGCUGCAUUUCAAUUGUAUGCGAUAGAAUUGGUAAUUUAUUUCAGAGUGACAUUUUUUCAAGCACUUUCCUCAAGGUGAUUUCUGAAUUGUACAUCUGGAAUGACCCACGCGUUUUUGAGAAAUGCCUUCAAUUUGACAAUUUAUUUGUCAAAGCGAUUGAUGACAAAGGUUGGUCAAUGCUGGUUUAUUUUUCGGCUGUUGGUUGUAUGAAAUGGAUCAAGCAUAUAUAUCACAAAUUUUCUGCAGACCAGACAGUACUGGCAUUAAAGGUAGCUUGUGGUGCAAACGAGCUUGAAGUGGUCAAAUAUUUUGUUUCAAUGGAGUGUGCGCCAAACAUAGAAUGUUGUUUUAGUGCUGUUAAAGGUGGUCAUUUAAAAAUCCUUUUGGAAUUGGUUUCGGCGGGUGUUGAUCUAACAGAAAAAUGUGAAACACAAACACACUGGGACACUACGACGACUGUACUAGAUGAAGCAGCAAUGCAAAACCAGUGCCAUUUGAUAGAACCACUUCUCAAUGCAUGUCCUAAACUUAUUAAUGUAAAAUCCUCAAUUGGCGCGACAGCUUUACACGUUGUUGCACAAGCUGGCGAUACAUCUCUGCUUCGAAAAAUCAUUUCAAUGCCAGAAUUUUCGCCCUAUGAUGUAUCUGAUAUCGGUUCGACAAUUCUUCAUUUUGCAUGCCAAAAUAACAAAUUAAAAGCCGUCCGAUACAUCAUCAAUGAGUAUCCACUUUUACUAUCUGAAAAAUAUUACUGCUACAGACAAGGUACAAUUUUGCAUACUGCUGCACAAAGCGGAAACGCUGAACUUUUUCAAUAUGUACUACGACAGAACAAAAAACUGUUUGAAGAAAAUGAUUUGGCAAAAAUGCAGCUGUUUCAAAAUUGUUAUGUGAUGAUAGACAAUAAAAGAGAAACAUCAGUUCACAAAUCCCAGAUUUUACACAUACGAGAUUCGGAAGGGUCUACGGUCUUGCAUAAAGCGGUAUGGUCACAAAGCAUACCACUGGUUAAAUUCAUUGUUAGUCAAGAUGUUGACAUUGUCGGAUGUAUCAAUGAUUUAGGACUGAAUGUGGUAGACUACAUGUUGGCUAGAAAGCGCACUGACGCUCAUGAAAUGCUGAUGUUUUUAAAAGACGAAUACAAUAUUGAAGAGACUAGACAUGAUUAG